GACAAGCUCGGGAUUGCUGCACGGAUGGGACUUAAAGGGGUGUUAAGACAAUCGUACUAUGGGAAAAACUAUUCUCUCAUCGAGAUGAACACGUUUGAACCCUAUCCGGACUAUUAUCUGACGUUGCUCUACAAGAGGCUGGUCGGGUACAAGGUGCUGUCUGUACAGACCAACUCAACCGACAGUUUAAGAGUCUACGCCCACUGUGCCAGACGAGACAGUCUCUACAGAUAUCAACCAGGUAGUGUUGUAGCUUAUAUCGUCAACGUCAACAACUUCACCACCACCGUCACCUUCCCUCAGUUCAAGGCCAACAUGGAUGUCUUCUGGCUCAGUCCAGAAUUCCCAGAUCUUACUUCUAGGAAUGUGACUCUUAAUGGUAAACGACUGGAUUAUGUGAACGACACCAUCCCCGAAAUGCCCCCUGAACGAGCGUAUGGUGGGAGCCUCCAGCUGCCAGCCACGACCUUCGGAUUCGUUGUGUUCCCUGAUGCUGAUGUGGAUGUCUGCAAGUGAUGCUGACUGGUAGUUUUGAUGUAAUAUGUAGCGAACUAAAACAAAGUUCCAUUGCAA
Molecule: messenger RNA, 573 nt
Organism: Haliotis rubra (blacklip abalone)
Lineage: Eukaryota; Metazoa; Mollusca; Gastropoda; Lepetellida; Haliotidae
Product: heparanase-like
Exons: 4
Coding region: 25-516 (163 amino acids)
Cellular component (GO): extracellular matrix
Source: RefSeq, a predicted model, not a curated record